AUGACGCUAAAGUUCGUGAUCCGAGAACCCAAGGCGCGGGUCCUGUUCUCGCCCACAGAAUUCUUCGACACCCUGAAGGGCAUGUUCCGGAGCUCCAGAAACCGAAUCGUCAUCAGCUGCCUGUACAUAGGAAUAGGCGAGCUGGAGAAGGAGUUAAUAGUAACCAUAAAAAAUAAUAAGCACAUAAAAAAUUUGAGAGUAGACAUUUUAUUGGAUAAACAAAGAGGUACAAGGCCAGAAGGGAAACUGAAAGAAUCCUCGGUGAGUAUGCUCUCUGACCUCUUCAGCUAUGCAGGGGACAUAAAUAUUAGCUUGUUCCACAAUCCCCUACUAGGGGCAGUGUUGUAUAAUAUUUUACCCUACAGAGCCAAUGAAGCCAUUGGAGUCAUGCACAUGAAGGUGUAUAUCGGAGAUGACCGUCUGAUUUUGUCGGGGGCCAAUUUAAGUGACAGCUACCUUCGAAACAGACAGGACAGAUAUAUUCUGAUUGAAAAUAAAUUGUUAGCUGAUUCCGUUCAUAAAAUUGUGAAUUGCAUUCAGAAAAUGUCCUUCAGCGUGAAUGUUGAUUUGGGUGUCCACUGGGGCAGUGACUCAAUGAACCCACUCAUCGACGCGCAUACUUUCCGUGAGCAGUAUUACAGGCGGAUACAGUUUAUGCUGAGUCAGAUCAGGGAGGACAUUGUGCGGCGUACACAGGGGAAGGUGGAAAGUCAGAUGUAUGAUGACCAUUUAGGUGAAUGUCACCCCUCAACCAGCGAGCAAGAAGACUUCUUCAGCCCCCUGUUCGUUAAUAGCGAAAGCAUCCUGACCGUGGAGCUGGCGCUGCAGAGCGGCUUUUCCUCACCCCCCAUAUACGACGAAAGCCAAAUGUUGGAAAACAUGCUCAAGAAUGUAAAUAAAUAUGAUCAGAGUUUAAUCAUAUCAUCGGGGUAUUUGAACUUCCCAGAAAAUUUUUUAAAAUUGUUCAGAAAUAUAUAUAACAACCUGUGCUUUAAGAAGGGCAUAAUACGCUUCAUUACAGCGUCCCCAGCAGCUAACAGUUUUUUUAAGUCCAAAGGCAUUUCCUACUACAUACCCCUUGGGUACACAGUCAGUGCGCACAUGUGCGUUGAAUUCAUCACCAAAAAUAUUGUAAGCGUUUUUAAAAAUUUAAAUAGAACAGACCCUUUGAAGAAAAAGGAAAAGGUCUGCACAGAUAUUUAUUUAGAAUAUCAUAAGCCCUCCUGGACCUUCCACUCGAAGGGGAUGUGGCUGAUUGGUAAUUCCUCCCAGAGGGAAAUUCUCGACAGCAGCACAACCUCUGGUGAAGAUCCCCAUGUAGCAACAACCCCCCAAAUGGAAAAUGUUACAAAUAGUGUGUGCACUAGCCAAAAUUAUGAACAGUCAGAAAAAAAAAAAAAAAAUUCCCCUUUUGGGAUAGCUAGCUCUCCACAUUUGUUCAAUAAUGAUCAAAAUUGCCUGAACAGGUCAGCUAAUUUGGAGGAGAUAAAAAAAAAAAAUGUGUGUGAAAAUAUUUUAAAGAGUGAAGAAAUGGACCAUAAUCAACACGGUGACGAUAAUCAGCUUGAUUCUACCUCAGUGACCCAAAACUUGGGCGACCUACCAUGGGGAACAGUUAUUGGAAGCUCCAACUACGGCUACCGAGCAACGUACAGAGACUUGGAGAUGAGCUUCGUGAUCAAAACGAAUGAUGAAAAUUUGAAGCGCCAGUUCCAGAAGGAGUUGGACAUCAUUUACGAGUCCUCCAAUUUUGUCCACAUGGACGAGUUGAAUUUGAGGUACCCCCGCUGGCUGCGACUGGUGUACCGGUACCUCGUGCGAUGGUUGUUGUGA
Molecule: messenger RNA, 1833 nt
Organism: Plasmodium coatneyi
Lineage: Eukaryota; Apicomplexa; Aconoidasida; Haemosporida; Plasmodiidae
Product: Phosphatidylglycerophosphate synthase
Exons: 1
Coding region: 1-1833 (610 amino acids)
Biological process (GO): cardiolipin biosynthetic process
Cellular component (GO): mitochondrion
Molecular function (GO): CDP-diacylglycerol-glycerol-3-phosphate 3-phosphatidyltransferase activity
Source: RefSeq, a predicted model, not a curated record